AUGGCGAGCGCGACCGAGGCGCAGGUAUCUGCGCAGCUUGGGGACGCCAUUGUUUCUUUUGCUCUCGAGGGAAGCUUCCCAGACGAGCAGGUGUCGUCCCUUUCGCUUUCGUCUUCCGAUCUGUCACCGGCGAUCGAUGCGCUGGAAAAGGCCAAGGGGGAAUUGGAGACCGAGAUCCAUACGAUAAACGAGGAAACAAAAGGGGACGUCAGCUCGUGGGUGAGCAACGCAAAGUCGCUACAAGAAGACAUCCUGCGAUCUAAGAGGCUGGCCGAUGAUAUUGUGCGACAAUCAGAAGCUCCACAAGUCUCAGGAAAGGCCAUCCAAGAUGCCGAAGAACACACACAUUUUCUGGAAAGAGAGGUGAUGUAUACGGAACAGCUGCACGAUGCGCUUAGGGGUAUCCAGCAUGUCAAUGAGCUUUUGGGGGAGGUUGAGCAGGCCAUGAACGAGCGGCGCAUCAUCGACUCGCUGCGAUGGUUGGAAAAGUCGUGGACCGAGUUGGAUGCCGUCCCUGUCAACAAGAAGACUUGCAGAGUCAUGAGGCUGCUUGAUCUGCGCGCGUUCGAGCUCAAAUCCAAUGUUCAUGAUGUCUUUGACCACGUUUGGGCAUCUCUUGUCCACACGGAUUUACAAGCAGGGUCCCUCUCCAUCUACGGAAAACUAGAAGGGGAGCAAAUGACCCUCUCAGAAGCCAUCAUCGGGCUUCAGGCCUACAAGGAGGUCGAAGACAGAAUGUCUAAGCUAUGGCACGAAGUUGACCAGGCUAUUGUGUCGCCAAGGAUGGAUAUAGAAGCUCCUUCUCUUCCUUCAAUUCGUGCAAGCGAGAACGUAGUGGAGUUGAAUGGCGAGGCCGGCCGGUCAAUAGACGAGCUAUUUACAGACCUCCGCAAGCUGGUCGAGUUCCUGGCAGCUAGAUUGACCCCUGACCUCCUAAUGUUCUUCAGUCCGAUCAUGAUGAGCGACCUGGUCCCGAGACUGGUCAAGGUCUGGCUGGACGGCGCGGUUCCUGCGACAUUGAAGGACAUCGACCGGUUCCAAGCCGUGAUUCAAUCUGCGCGAGGUUUCUGCGAGGUUCUCGAAGAAAAUGGUUUCACAGGCUUCACAGAGCUUAAGGAGUGGGUUGGAAGCGCACCAUCAAUUUGGCUCGCCAAGUGUAGAGAAACCGCACUUGACUCUGUCCGCAAUCAGCUCUCGAAUGGUUUGGGCGCCCCCAAGGAAGUCGAGAAGGUGGAAAAGCAGAUGGUGUCUCGCUCAGAGGGCAAGGAAUUGACAGCUAAUAACGCAGCGGCCGGGGCUGCAACAGACGAUGACUGGGGUGCUGCAUGGGGCGUCGAUGAUGGAGACGAGCCUGCCGAAGAAAAGUACAGCACCCAGCAAAGCCAAGAAGAGGACGACGGAGCAGACGCCUGGGGUUGGGACGAUGAUGACCAAGGUGCAGAUAAGAAGGAGGAGCCAGCCCAGCCAAGUGCGGAACCAGCAGCGGCGGACGAAGACGACGCAGCCGAUGCCUGGGGCUGGGAGAUGAAGACGCGACAGAACCGGCGCAAGAGCCUGAGAGACGAGAGCAGGGAAAUGGUGCUGAAGGAGAUCUAUCACAUAUCGUCCAUGCCAGAGCCAGUACUGGAGCUCAUCCUCGCCAUAUUAGAGGACGGUGCGGCUCUUACUCGGCCAGAAUUCGAGAACAGUCCUGUGGCAGCCGCGGCACCGGGCCUGUUCAGCUUACCAAUAUUUGCACUGGCCAUGUUCAGAGCCGUUUCACCGCACUACUACGCACUUGAUAUCGGCGGAAACAUGUUCCUUUACAAUGAUGCCAUGUACUUGUCCGAAAAGCUAAGCGAGCUGGCGUCAGCGUGGAAGUCGCGUGCAGACCUGACGACACGUGCCCAAAACAUGUUGCGCAUAGACAACGACAUCAAGAGCCUGCAAAACUUUGCGACGCGCGCAUACACUAAUGAACUCGGGGUGCAGAAAACGGUCCUUCGAGAUCUGCUAGGAGGCGAUCAAAGUCUGAUGCAACAGGAUGAACUAGACAGCUGCGUGGACUCGGCAGUAGCGCGGGUCAGAUCCCUGGCAGUGACAUGGGAAUCGAUUCUCUCGCGCUCCGUGUGGUACCAGGCGGUGGGGUCCCUCGCAGAUGCCAUCUCAUCAAAGAUUAUCAGCGACGUGAUGGAGUCGUCUUCCAUCGGCCAGGACGACGCCUACAGGAUCGCGCAGCUCAUUGCCAAGAUCACGGAGCUGGACGACCUCUUCCUCCCGUCGCGGACGGCAGCCUCGUCGGGGUCCGGCAAGGACGAGAUCCCGACGACGGCGCAGUACGCCGCCACGUGGCUCCGGCUCAAGUACCUCAGCGAAGUCCUCCAGUCGAACCUCAACGAGGUUAAGUAUCUCUGGUGCGACAGCGAGCUCAGCCUGUACUUUUCCGCGGACGAGGUGGUCGACCUCAUCGAGGCUAGCUUUGACGCUAACCCGCGGAUGAGGGAGACCAUCCGGGCGAUUCGGGAGAACCCAAGCCCCGUGCUCGCCUAG
Colletotrichum aenigma is the source of this 2529-nucleotide messenger RNA. RefSeq names its product Centromere/kinetochore protein zw10-like protein. The coding region runs from base 1 to 2529 and encodes 842 amino acids. The record is from RefSeq and is a predicted model, not a curated record. Gene Ontology annotation, biological process: endoplasmic reticulum to Golgi vesicle-mediated transport; mitotic spindle assembly checkpoint signaling. The transcript is spliced from 10 exons. Gene Ontology annotation, cellular component: RZZ complex. NCBI's taxonomy places the organism in Eukaryota, Fungi, Ascomycota, Sordariomycetes, Glomerellales, Glomerellaceae.